UCGGCCUGGCAGGGCCACCCUUUGGUAGCUGCAUCCGCUUGAAGACUCUUAUUUGGCCGUUGGUAAGGAGGGGCUCAGCUGGGGAAGCAGUUGCAUCCCAAGCGAGAAAAGGCAACCACCUGGGCACGGAAGAUGCAGGAGUAAACAAUGCACUACCCGGUUGCUUCCAAAAGGAGACAUGAGAUCAACGAGACGACGGGACAGGAUGAAGCAGGGUCUCGGAUGGCUCCAUGAUUCCCUGAUAUGGCCUCGGUGAGGAUGACAACAAGGUCGGAUGGCAGGCGCAGAAGCGGUGAGACUGUGGUACGAGUGUGUUCAGGGAUCAGGAGUGUCGGGAGACAGCACAGCACACUGAAGGAUUUGCUGCACCUCAACCGCAGAAGUCUUCUUGAUUUGAUGGCUGGGAGAAUCAAGACGCGCGGUGGUGGACAUGAAGAAACGAAGGCCAGUAGCAAAAAACGUGACCGAGAUGGAAAAGAGAGGAAAAAGAAGAAGACGGGAGACGACAGCCAACGAUUUGGAAGACCAUCCGAUGUCUCUCUCCGACAGUACAAUGGGAGUGCAGUCGGCCAAGAUUCUGCUCUGGCGAGGAGUGGGAGGGAGUGUUGUACGAAGAUAAAAUAUCCCACAGGGCCUCUGAAGGCUGAAAAAUGGAGGCGGUCGUGCCCAGGUGGAAAUACGAAAGUCGAGGAUGCGCUGAUGGCGGAACCCCACGCAGUUCCCAGAAUGGAAAGUUGGGAGAAAAGGCAGUGGGCAACAGCGCACCUGAACAAGCAAUCUCAGUCCCAUGGACUUGUGGUAGCACACACCAGAACGCGGUCCUUGUCACCUGACUUCGUGUUCGCCGUGCACUCGCCGGAGCAACGGCACUGAUAAGAACGUGGAUCUCUGCGGGACGAGACAACCCAGGCGCCCGGUCCUGUCGCCGUUGCACUGGAGCCGCGUGUAUAAAAAAAGAGCAUGGCACUACUGACCACAAAGA
This is a messenger RNA of Westerdykella ornata, 982 nucleotides long. RefSeq lists its product as uncharacterized. The transcript has 2 exons. The coding region runs from base 244 to 873 and encodes 209 amino acids. NCBI's taxonomy places the organism in Eukaryota, Fungi, Ascomycota, Dothideomycetes, Pleosporales, Sporormiaceae. The record is from RefSeq and is a predicted model, not a curated record.